Molecule: messenger RNA, 3085 nt
Organism: Beta vulgaris subsp. vulgaris (sugar beet)
Lineage: Eukaryota; Viridiplantae; Streptophyta; Magnoliopsida; Caryophyllales; Amaranthaceae
Exons: 7
Coding region: 333-2864 (843 amino acids)
Source: RefSeq, a predicted model, not a curated record
UUAAUAAAGAGGAAAGAGAGAGAAAAAUAAAAGUCAGAUAGAAACGAAGAAGUAUCUAACCCUAACCCUCGAGUUCGUAGAAGCUGCACACACAACCCUCCAUUACAACGGAAUAUUACAUCUCUCUUCCUACAUUCAUAUUCAUCCAUUCCAGUUUUCUAUAGGAAAUUACAAUUUCGAAUAUCUUAUAUCUAGCAUCAAUUCAAUUUACUUCUCUCAAUUCGGGGAGCAGAUACGAAGAAGAGUGAGAGAAUAUAAACUGAAGGUUUUCUCGACAAGAUCGUGAAGUUGGAUCUUCCAGAAAUUUGAAGGAUUAUAAUCUACAGCGAUUGAUGGAGCUACGAGGUUGUAGUCAAUUUCACUUCAUUGCAGUAAUCAAAGGUGGUGGAGUAAUAAAAACUCUCAACAUUGCUCAAGGAAAGACAAGGCCCAAGUACAUGAACAUUGAAGAUAUAUAUUCAUCCUGUGACUCAAAAUCUUGUGAUUCACUUGCAAAAUAUCCUCCAAAAGUCGACAGAUCACUGGCGACCUCUUGUGAUUUUGAUAAAGUAAAGACUGAGGUUAAAAUUGAAGAAGUCGAUAAUGAGCUGGAUUUUGAUGCAGUUACAUUGAGACAGCUUAAGCACAUUUGCAAAUCCCACAAAAGAAAAGCUUCUAGAUCAGUUUAUUUGACAACUAUUAAACAAGAAGUCAGUGACCUUCAACUUGCAGCUGAUGAGCUUUGCUUGAAGGAAACUCUUGGCAGCUGGAAGCGCAAGGUGCUUAUGAAAACAAAAGCUAAGAAGAAAGGCAUCGUUAAGUCUCGUUCUAGGUCUUCUACAACUUGCGAUGUAGGCGGUAGAUUACAGGAAACACCUACUAAUCUAACUUCACUUGAUACCAGCAAACACUGUAAGCCCCCGGAUGUUAAAGCUGAAUAUGCUGAACAUGAUAGCUUGAAUCUCAGUGAUGACCCUGGAAAUUUGAGAAGUGACACUGUUGGAGCUGUUGAAUACGGGUGCCCAGUUCAGGAUCCAAUGUUACGGUAUUUGGGAAAAGAAUGCUUGGAUCAGUUGUCCCAUGAGAAUCCAGUGCAGCCUUUAUCGAUAGGAAAGUCAACCUGUUGUCUCAAUCAAGUUUCAUACGAACAUCUGGAUUGUGCUGAAGUUAAGAAUCCACUUAAUUCUGAAAAUUCAAAGAUUGAAGUGACUAUAGAGGUAGAUAAUUCAGUAGUUAUUGGUGACCAUUCUUUGAAUUUUUGUGGUUCAGAAGAACCCAGAGGAGAGGCAGGCAUAACUGAUAUUAUGACAUGUGAUGAGCCUACAGAAACAGUUUUACUUGGACAUGAUAGCUCUGAUAUGAAAGUCGAUAAAAUCAAUUAUCUUCAUGUUCCAAGUCCACAUCAACUUCCACCUAAUGGAGAUACUUCAGAGGCACAUAUUCCUUGUAUGGUUCCGUGUAAUGAUUCUCAAAGUAUUGGUGAAGCAGUGGCUCUUUGUAAUGUUUCUCAACAUAUUGGUGAAGCAAUUGAGUUAAUGGAUGACAACAGAGACAUUAAAGAAGCCAUGAGAAGUGCUGCCUCAAAUUGCAAUUUAAUUUCUAAAUUUGAUAUAUGUUUGCCUCCAGUUAAUGAUAUGUCUUCCCUAGAUAACACUGUAUCUGCAGUUGAAGAUAAACAAUUGCCAGUACUUGAUGUUAGUACCGAAGAGAUGCCGACAUCUCCGGCGAGUCUUAAGAGUAACUGUCACAAUUCAGAAUUUAGUAAUAAUGGUGAAGCUGGUAGAUCUAUGGUUAACAAUCUGAUUACUGAAGAAAAAUCAAUAAGAAGACUCCCUGAAAAUUGUGAUGUAGCACUGCAAAACAAGGAAUGUUUGCCCUUGGUCACUAGUAUCAAAUCCUUGCACAAUGUUACAUCUGGAGUUGAGGACAAUGAAUCAUUGAUGCUUGAUAAUGCUGCCGCCCCUCUAACCUGUUUUGCUGAUAUACGGCCUUCCAAUGAUAUGGACCAACAUAUUAAAUCAGCAGCUAGUAAAGGGUGCUACGAGAACAAGCUGGAGCAGCAACCUCCUGAAAGACUCUUCUCAGCCAGAAAGAUGAUUUCUCCAGAUUCUAAGGAAAGGCUGUGCAGGGCUAUGAAUUGCACUGAAACACAAGAUGAUACUAGCAUUCUUCCCUGUAGGGAAAAUCUGCUCUUUGAGAAGAUUUGUGUGGAUACGUCUUCAAGGUCAAAUCUUGAGAAAACUCGAAUCAUGUUUACAUCAAAAAGGCUGGAGGCUUUACGUACGGCUGAGAACAGAAGCAGUAGUUGGAAAACACUAAAGAAAGGAAGAUAUGAGAGGAAACUUUCUGUUAUAAAUGGCACUGUUAAUGGUCUACAUGCUUCUCCUUUAUUAGUACAUGCUCCCAGUACAUGCAGUACUUCUCAAAGUUGCUCACAAAAUGCUAUAGCAUUCUCAAAGCAGCAGAUGGUUGAUAGUGAACGCCUUGCAAUAAAGCUUUUGUCGGAACUGCAGUCGAUGAAAGAAAUGGUUGUAGAUACAUUGCACUCUGAUCCUCGGACGUGUACAACAUCAAGAUACAACGCAGACAAGGCCAGAGUAGCAGUUGAGAAUGCUAAAAAGGUGGAGGAAACAACAAAGAGGUGGUUGUCUAUGAUGGCAAGGGAUUGCAAUCGUUUUUGCAAAAUCAUGGAAUUAUCCGAAACAAAUGGUGCUUCUCCUGAAAAGAGCAAUAUUGAGCAUAUUCUAGACUCAAAGAUAUGCAAUGAUCCCAUCUUGGAUACAGAAGAGGAUGAACAAAAACUUUCUCCUACAAGUCGCAAAGUGAGAAAGAUCAUCUUUGCUGAUGAAGCUGGAGAAAGCUUAUGUCAUGUCAAGGUUUUGUAGGACUACUUGGUUUAAAUAUGCCAUGUGAAAGGAGAAAGCAUAGGAUGUGUAUGUACAAAGUAUAUUGUAAUUGUAAGUGUAAUGUUGGAUGACUUAUGUCUCUAGACUCAACCACAAGCUGGCUUGAUUAGCCUUCUCACCAAGAGGGCCUUUGAUAAUCUUUUGACUUUUAUAUUUUGGCAGCCCAUUUUGUCAUUGUAUGAAAAUCAUAUGUUUUUAUA